CCAGAACAUGAUGAAGUUGAGCCUCUUCACGUGCCUGGACAGCCGCUCGCAGACCCUCUUCUUGCGAGCAGCCAGCGUCAGCACUUGGAGCCGUUCCACCGCUUGACGGCAUUCCUCUUCUAUUUUUAGACUGCCAUAAGGAACGAUCCUGAGCCACCUGCAUACACUGACUCCUCGCAAUGCAUUUGAGGUCGUCAUUUCAUCUAGCGGGAAGUCGUUCUAUGCUGCGUUUGUCCGUACGGGGUCGUCACUCACCUUUUUUCCCCAUCAGUGGUCGAUUCUUUGAGCUAUGUUACCAGCCCAUUGCCAAUUCAGUUUAUAUAUAAUUUUGGGCAAUGGUUACAGCUCGCUACGGUAUCAUCACGGGUCUCAUAAUGUCCACCUACGAUGUCAUGAUGUAUUCACACGCAGUCGGCUUUGGACCCAUAUUGAAAAGGUAUAUGUACCACACGGUGCCGCUGGGACUAAUGGGUGCGACCUUCGCAGUGGUCGCCAACGGCGUGCAGAGGGCGCGCGAAGUGGACGAUAUUUGGAACUACUUCAUUGGUGGUUUUUCCUGCGGCCCUAUCGCUGCUGCGUACCUAGGCAGCAAGCACGCGGUACUGCUGGGCGGCCUGGCGCUUGGAGUUAUAGGCAUGAUAAAGAAACACUCAAUUGACAACUGCUACGAUCUGAUACCCAAUCCGCCAUCCCAUAUGAACAGUGUUAGGACGUGGAGGUGGGAUUACUCGCUGGUUGCGGAUCCGAGAGAUGAUAUGCGUCACACAUGCGGCCAGCAAGACGAGAAAUAACAAUAAAUGAAUUAUAUACAUAAUUAUUAUAUAAAUAUCACUGAAUAAAAAAUAAAAUGACUAUAUUUUGCCUAAU
Molecule: messenger RNA, 867 nt
Organism: Galleria mellonella (greater wax moth)
Lineage: Eukaryota; Metazoa; Arthropoda; Insecta; Lepidoptera; Pyralidae
Exons: 6
Coding region: 336-791 (151 amino acids)
Biological process (GO): mitochondrial respiratory chain complex I assembly
Source: RefSeq, a predicted model, not a curated record